UAUCUUUUCAAUCAAGCAUAAUCGUUAUACUUGCAAUACUACCAUUUUUUCAAAACAAUGCAUGACUAUUUUGCCCCAGAGAUUCCUAUAAAUACUGCUGGAAGUUCGGCAAACCCCUCUUUACUCUCGGACUCUGAACUUGGCCGCAAUAAGAUUCAACUUACAUCCAAAAUGGCUGAAAUUGACUGGGCAAAAGUUAAUGCUAAACUUCCAACUGGAAAAUCAGAUGAGGAUAAAGCAAGAAGAAAGAAAAUGUUUCAGGAAUUUGACAACGGCAAUGGUGUUUUAUCUUUAGCUGAAGUUGAUAAAGCUAUCAGAGAUGUGCUUCAACUUGAUGCUGUAUUCGAUGCCAAGCCAGCAAUUAUAAGAGCCUUUCAAAUUGCUAAAGACAGUCAAAAGUCCAGCAAAUCUGUUGGAGAUGAUUAUAUUGAACGUAAAGAGUUCAAAUUUUUCUUGUUGUCGCUACGUCAAUAUUUUGAGUACUUUGUAGCAUUUACUCGUGUUGACAAAGAUUCUGACAAACGUAUAGAGCUUGCUGAAUUCAAGAAUGCUCAAAGUACUAUUGAACAAUGGGUAGGAAAAAUAGAUGCAGAGGAAGAAUUCAAAAAAAUAGACACAAACGGUGGUGGCUUUAUUUUAUUUGAUGAAUUUUGCAAAUGGGCAAUUACAAAGAAUCUUGAUUUAGAAGAUGAUGAAGAUUAAGAAAACACUUAUAUAUAUUUUGCAUGCAUAUCAUAUAUUUUUAUUUGCACUUUUCUUUAAUUAUAAUUUCACUCUACAUUUGUAUUACGUUUAUUUAAAAGAAACUCUGCAUCUUGGAAA
Hydractinia symbiolongicarpus is the source of this 822-nucleotide messenger RNA. RefSeq names its product flagellar calcium-binding protein TB-44A-like. The record is from RefSeq and is a predicted model, not a curated record. Gene Ontology annotation, molecular function: calcium ion binding. Lineage: Eukaryota; Metazoa; Cnidaria; Hydrozoa; Anthoathecata; Hydractiniidae. Bases 58 to 702 code for a protein of 214 amino acids. The transcript has 2 exons.